Pyrenophora tritici-repentis Pt-1C-BFP is the source of this 855-nucleotide messenger RNA. RefSeq lists its product as uncharacterized. Gene Ontology annotation, cellular component: endoplasmic reticulum membrane. The record is from RefSeq and is a predicted model, not a curated record. Gene Ontology annotation, biological process: (1->6)-beta-D-glucan biosynthetic process; fungal-type cell wall biogenesis. NCBI's taxonomy places the organism in Eukaryota, Fungi, Ascomycota, Dothideomycetes, Pleosporales, Pleosporaceae.
AUGAAGAAGAAGACUCUCGUCAGCGCCCUCGCUCUGGCCGCGCUACCCUCGGCGCUCGCCUUCCGCAACACAUCGCCCUUCUUCCUCUUCUCCACGGCCGACCUGCUAAUCCCAAACAACGACGCCGCCCUCGCCGAGUCAUCAGAAGUCACGGCCGACGUGCUCAAGGCUCUUCAGCACUGUCCCACCAGCUCGUACCUGGUGGUUGAGCAAAAGGGCGUCUCCUCUGCCGACUACGAGCAUGGCCGCGCCGCGCCACAGCUCAGUCGGUAUAUGGCUGGCAAACAUGCCGAAAUCAAGUCAAUCGUAGCCAUAGCAGAUACAGUCGGUCAGGUUGAUGGAGCCGCCAUCGCCGACUAUCUCAUUGCAAACUGCGCCAAGGCCCACAGCAACGACGACACUUGGUUCAGCAGACAAGUGCAUGCCGCACCCCCUACGUCCAAGGCGCUUCGCAUCGAGCAGCUUCAGUCACAUGAUGCCAUGCUCGACGACUUCGUCAUCAACCGUGCAAAGUCUCACGACUACACUGUCAUCUACCUCACCACCCCCCAGACCGAGUCGCAAGCCCACGAAUCAACCAAGCAGUACACAUACGACAUGGACAACUCGUUCCCAGACGCCAUGCAAAUGGAGCUGAAGCGCGACCUUUCUUCCCACCCCAUGCGCGCAAACUCGACCGAGGGAGGCCUUUUCGAGAAGUACCAGUACUUCACCCCGGGAAUCUUCAUGGCCUUUGCUGCAAUCAUUCCGCUUUUCCUCAUCCUGCUGGUCGGUAUCCGAGCCCUCACCAGCCUUGAAGUAUCCUAUUUUGCCUUUAGCAAGGAGAUGGGCCCAAAUGCACAGAAGAAGCAAUAA